Talaromyces atroroseus is the source of this 2019-nucleotide messenger RNA. RefSeq lists its product as hypothetical. Gene Ontology annotation, cellular component: cytoplasm. Gene Ontology annotation, biological process: signal transduction; regulation of GTPase activity. NCBI's taxonomy places the organism in Eukaryota, Fungi, Ascomycota, Eurotiomycetes, Eurotiales, Trichocomaceae. The transcript has a single exon. Bases 1 to 2019 code for a protein of 672 amino acids. The record is from RefSeq and is a predicted model, not a curated record.
AUGCCUCCAAAAUCAAACAGAGCACCGACCUUGGAACUCGCAACUACCACGUUCAACAAAGGCAUGCAAAAUCCAGCAUCAAAGAGUGCUGAUGCUUUAAAACCAGAAUCAACGCUCAGCCCUCUCACUCCUCGUUCGCCAAAAUCCUCCCCAUCAUCCCCCCGAUCCAUCAGCCACGAACCGACUAUACGGCCGGUCACGUCACGUUCAAGGACAGGUUCCUCUACGACAGCUCCACUCUCUCCUUAUGAAGCAGCAGAGCCGCCCACGCCGAAUUUCACGGCGAUGCCUCAGUAUCCGCCAUCACCCAAGGAAAAUCCUAAACAUAACCGUGACCCAUCACGGUCAUUCUUUGCCAACCUGAAAGCUUCCAAGUCGUCCCACAAGAUCAGUAACUCAGACAGUUCGGGUCUUUCAGCGGAACAAGCAUCGAAAAGCCGUGGAAACUCUCGUGACCGAUCUCAUCACACCCUACGAAAGAAUGGUUCAACGUCUGACCUGCUAGAAGCCGCCUCUCGAGCAGCUAAAGAGAGAGCGGAAGAUGUUCGGGGUGAUACUCCAAAUGGACAUGGGAUAGAUGAUAGCAGGCACACCAGUGAGCACGUGCUGCAAGGACACACCCUGAAGAAAAGCAAACCAAGAUUCGCGAAUUUACUUUCCCGCACGCGUUCUAUCAGAGUAGAUGAUGGCUCUGGUCCCAGGAGCGCGGGCCUGCGUCGCCCGUCUAAUGCGACCCUACUCAAGGUCUCAGAAAGUACGGAAGAAAUAUCUGCGCCUCUCAAAACGGCACCGCUAAGACCAGAACGAGGCUUCUACGAAAUAGCAAGCCCGACUGUCACGCAUAACCCUUCUGACCGCCCAAUCGAGAGCCGCCCCCAGACCAGCCGACGAGAACGAGCGAACCCAUCGAUGGUACCUUCAAGCUCGUUUAUUCAAGUAUCAGGAGCAUCUGCAUCUCUAUUCAACAACAUAAAGCACUCAUCCAGUGGAGCUGCAGAUCGCCUGGGUAAAGCCGGGAAGGGGUUCUUCGGAAAGAUUACUCGAAGCGGAAGUACCAAUGAGCGAGAAGUUGUCUUGGAUGACAAUUAUGUGUGCUCUGUCAUCAAUCUCCCUCUAAUUGAGCAAACACGAAAAACGCGGAUUUCGAAGAGAUUGGAAGAUUGUAAGGACAAGACUGAAUACUGGAUGCCCGCGUUACCUUAUCGAUGCAUCGACUACUUGAACUACAAGGGAUGUGAGGAAGAAGGCUUAUACAGAGUUCCCGGCAGUGGCAAAGAAGUCAAGCAUUGGCAGCGACGGUUUGAUUCCGAAGGCGAUAUUAAUCUAUUUGAUGAGCCAGACCUGUACGAUAUUAACACUAUUGGGUCUAUGUUCAAGGCUUGGCUACGAGAGCUGCCUGAUGAGCUUCUGCCCAAAACAACACAACAAAUGAUCGCGGAGAAAUGCGAGGGUGCAACAACUGCACCGCAGCUUCUCAAGGACGAGCUUUCCAAGCUUCCUCCGUAUAAUUACUACCUCCUUUUUGCAAUAACGUGCCAUCUGAACCUUCUACAUUCAUAUGUGGAUCAGAAUAAAAUGAACUACCAGAACCUAUGUAUCUGCUUUCAGCCUUGCAUGAAGAUUGACGGGUUCUGCUUUCAAUUCUUAGUGUGUGAUUGGAAGAACUGUUGGCAGGGCUGCUGGACGGAAAAGGAAUGGGUCCAGGAUGAACAAGAAGCUAUUGAAAGGGCCGCGAAGGAAGCAGAGGAGAAAAAGGCUAAUGAGAUCAAGAACAGCAACGGCCAUGUCUUGGGUUCCCGUGACGGUCAAUCUCCUGAUUCCUCGUUAGUUGCAGACGAGCGUGCUAUCUCAUCUUCGGGGAGCAGCCAGCCCGAUCAACAUGAAAAUAUCAGAACACCGAAGCCAGUAGCAUCAUCGCGCAGAACUCGGCCGGCUAAUCUUCAAGAUACAACGAGUCACCGACGGAGCAUUUCUCAACUACCGGAAUUAGGCCCUCCCCUUUCACCGAUCAAAAUUUGA